AAUCGACAUGAUUUCAAUUUAAUCAGCUGCGUUUCUUCUCUCCGCACCUGCAUUACGAAUACGGAAAGAAACACGCGUGUAUUUGCGUGCAAAUAUUUGCUUGAGCCGUACCCACGACGCAUGCCCAAAUGAGGAAACUGCGGAAAAAGUAGUUCAACUUUUCUGGCGAACGACGCUUGUUCCCUCAUUCCAGACCAGGACCACGAGAGAGCAAAUCAUGAGAUUAACAGGCCCCGUGCGCGUCGUGGCUGUGCUCCUCUUGGUGGGACUCACGUGGCUCCUUGCAAGCACGUUCUUCGGAGGGGACAGUGCUUCAUUCGUGCGCCAUUUCCUCAAUAGUGCAAGCCAGGAACCAACAGCAGCUGACAUUCGGCCCCGCAGGUAUAAAUGCGGCCUUUCUGCGGCGUGCCCGCCCAAACAUCUGGCUUUCCGCCUGGUGUCGGGAGCUGCUAACGUCAUCGGGCCCAAAAUCUGUCUGGAGGACAAGAUGUUAUUAAGCAGCGUGAAAAACAACAUUGGCAGAGGAUUAAACAUCGCUUUGGUGAACGGGGUGACCGGUGAACCUUUGGAAACCAAGACCUUUGACAUGUGGGCGGGAGAUGUUUCGGACCUAAUGAAAUAUCUGCGGCCGCUCCACGAGGGAACACUGGUGUUUGUGGCCUCUUUUGAUGAUCCCGCUACAAAGUUGAAUGCAGAGUCUCGGCGUAUGUUUGAGGAGCUCGGGAGCACCGCCGUCAAAGAAUUGGCUUUUCGGGACAGCUGGGUGUUUGUUGGCGCCAAGGGCAUCGACAACAAGAGUCCAUUUGAGCAGCGCAUGAAGAACAGCAAGAGCAACAACAAAUACGAAGGGUGGCCUGAGUCACUGGAGAUGGACGGCUGCAUUCCCUUACGGCCGGCCGUGUCAGUUUAAUUCGCUUCUUUGCAGGGAGCGUUUCCAUGACAGCCGACUGAUUCUGAUGCACACAUCUUGGACAUGUAACAAUGGAGCCGGAGUCGGUUUUCCUUUGAAAGAAAGUGAUCGUUUCUCGUCUCCCUGCCAAAAAGGCGCCCCAUGAAGUUGCACCAUGUCCUGAAGUUCUCCAAACGCUUUUUAGCGUUCUCACGAAGGGUAACGUUUUGCCUGAAGUUAAAAUGUAAACGCUGUAUUCCAUAUUCAAGUCGAAGUAGCUCUUUUUAAUGCUGUGACACAUAUUUCUGUGAAAUUGUACGCAAAAUAGUAGGAGCCGUUUUAUACCUUCAAACCUGAUGCACAAACCUACGGUGUCGCUUGACUUGUUUAGUUUGCCAACUUGUUUCACUUUCUUAAAAUUAUUUAUUGAAAUGCCAAACACAGAAGCUUACUGAAAACAUCUAGACUGCUCAGUAGUUUCAUAAUAUCCAAUGCUGGUUGAUAUUUGUCCACUGAGUGCUUUGUUGCUUUAUGUUUGCAAAUGUGUUUUUUCCCUGAAUGUUUGACAUGUUGGAACUAUUUAAAGACAUAGCAAUACAUUUAGGAAUUGUUUUCUGUUGCUUUUGACUGGUAAUAAUUUUACACAAAGCUUUGUGUGCGUGGCAAAGGGUACUAUUAAAUCAUUUUAUGAUA
This is a messenger RNA of Syngnathus acus (greater pipefish), 1582 nucleotides long. RefSeq names its product FAM3 metabolism regulating signaling molecule A (gene fam3a). The record is from RefSeq and is a predicted model, not a curated record. Bases 218 to 910 code for a protein of 230 amino acids. NCBI's taxonomy places the organism in Eukaryota, Metazoa, Chordata, Actinopteri, Syngnathiformes, Syngnathidae. The transcript is spliced from 10 exons.